GGUGAGGCUUUUCAGCUGGUUAGCCAAACAUCCACAGAAAAAGAGAUGAGCAGGAAAACGAGACGAAGAAAUUAGGAACAAUUAAUUAUACGCUAGAAAAAUAGCGACAGAAAGAAAAUCUGUUUAGGUGGAACGUUGAAACAUCGGCACACACUCUCAUCACACCCAGGGGCAAAAGCUUCACCUGGUGUUCUGCAGGACCAAGCAGUUGUGUGACAGAUUAUCAUCUUCUGUGUGACAGUGGACAAGUACAGAGGUCUAGGAUUGAUAGGAACACAUGCUCUAAAACCAACUAACUAAGAUCUAUGGCAAUAAAUCACAUGCCUGAGGUAUUUAUACCAGUAUCAGCUGUAAGAAAGGGGAACCUCUGAACUAGUUUUUGGUAAACUCAGAUUACCUCAACUGCUGUUAAAGUCUGCACUGGGGUUGGGUGCAUGGGUUUUGUGCUGACAGCAGGCUGUUGUCAUGGUGGACUGGUAUAUCUUAGCCUGAAGCUAGCAUAGCUUCCCAGUUUCAUAUAGCAUGUUAGCAUAUGGCUAGCCACGCAUGGUGACUGAUAAGGCCAUUAUCCCCUUCCCCUCCAUCACCAUCUCUGGCCCCUACAAGGGGGUAUAAACUGGUUGGAAGUGUUGCCCCCUUACCCUGUCAUUUUUUCAUUUCUCUUUAAUUUAGUCAUCUAUCCACCCACCCAGCAAUCAUUAGCUUUUGAUUUCUUUCACUCUCAUCAGCCCUCAUCACUUAUUUUAUAGUACUAAGCACUCUUAAGUUCUGCAUAACUAAGCUCUAGUGUUUUAUAUCCGCUUAUUUCCUUUCAUUUCUAGCAUCUGUCCCAGUCCAGCGAAGACCCUGCCCUCUUUAAAGUUAAACCCCAAGCCAAGUUAAAUUCACAUUUUGGCCCCGCGGAGACCAUCCUAACGUCUGACAGUCAAGCCGCUAGGCAGUUGUUUUGGUAGUUGUUUUGGUUGCAUGGAAUCGGCUUAACCGUGGAGAGGCCAGGCUACCACAAACUGAUGGACUUUGACAAGCGAGGAGUAGGGGGAGGAGGUGGUGGUGGCGGUGGUGGUGGAGGAGGAGGAGGUGGUGGGGGAGGUGGAGGCAAGGGGGAGACGGAGGAGGGGAAGAGGAUGCCUGGAAAGAAGGGGAGUCGAUCAGGGCAUGGUGGACGGGGUGCCAGCUCCAACUCCGGGGUUCUGAUGGUCGGACCAAACUUCCGGGUAGGAAAGAAGAUCGGCUGUGGGAACUUUGGAGAGCUGCGACUUGGAAAGAACCUGUACACCAAUGAAUACGUGGCUAUUAAACUGGAGCCUAUCAAGUCACGGGCGCCCCAGCUCCACCUAGAAUAUCGCUUCUACAAACAGCUGGGAAGUUCAGAGGGCGUACCCCAAGUGUUUUACUUUGGACCAUGUGGUAAAUACAAUGCUAUGGUUCUGGAGCUACUGGGACCUAGCUUAGAAGAUCUGUUUGACCUCUGCGACCGGACCUUCUCUCUUAAGACAGUACUCAUGAUAGCUAUACAACUGAUAACCCGUAUGGAGUUUGUCCAUACCAGAAGCCUGAUCUAUCGAGACGUGAAGCCUGAGAACUUCCUGGUGGGCCGACCUGGCUCCAAACGGCAACACACCAUCCACAUCAUAGACUUUGGCCUGGCGAAAGAAUACAUUGACCCAGAGACCAAGAAACACAUCCCAUACAGAGAACACAAGAGUCUGACUGGAACUGCUAGAUAUAUGAGCAUCAAUACACAUUUGGGGAAAGAGCAAAGCAGGCGGGAUGACCUGGAAGCUCUAGGCCACAUGUUCAUGUACUUUCUGCGAGGCAGUCUACCCUGGCAGGGACUCAAGGCUGACACCCUGAAAGAACGUUAUCAGAAGAUAGGGGACACAAAGAGAGACACACCAAUAGAAGUCCUCUGUGAAAGCUUCCCAGAAGAGAUGGCCACCUAUCUGCGGUACGUGCGUCGGCUGGACUUUUUCGAGAAGCCAGAUUAUGACUAUCUGAGGAAACUCUUUACGGACCUCUUUGACAGAAAUGGAUACAUCUUUGACUACCAGUAUGACUGGACUGGAAAACCACUGCCCACACCUAUUGGUCCAGUGGCCAGUGAGACUCCACUUCAGACGAGCAACCGAGAGAAAGCACCGCAGACCAAAAACCAGUCUCCAGAGGGGAAAGGCAGUGAGUCGCAGCCCACUCCAGUGACCAAUCGAGAGCUGCUGGGCUCCCAUCUCACUGCUGAUAGGCUGGGCGGGUCUGUCCAGGUGAUGAGUUCAACCAAUGGAGAACUGAAUACAGACGACCCCACAGCAGGGCACUCCAAUGCACCAAUCACGGCCAAUGCAGAGGUGGAAGUGGCUGAUGAUACCAAGUGCUGCUGUUUCUUCAAGAGGAGGAAGAGGAAAGCCCUCCAGAGACACAAAUGAAAAUGAGAGAGAAACCCUGGUCUCCUUUUGUUUUUCUCUCUUUUUUUCUCUAGCCCUCUUCAUAUAGCCCUCUCUUUCCUACCCACUCAGUCCCCCUCUGACCCUCCUCCUCUGCUGUUGGGGGUCCUGUAGUUUACCUUGGGUCGACUGGACUGGCCGGACCACCGGGCAGCACAAUAUGUUUGCUAAGCUGAUCUACUGGUUUCUGCUGCUCUGGAACAACUGGACAGACAGAGUAACAUGUUUGCCGUUCCACCUCGGAGCUUUAACUGUGGACUAGAUGUACCAGCAGAGGAGUCUUCACGUAUUUAUGGUCACAAACUGAACUGAAACUGGAUAAACACAAACUGCUGUUGGAAACAAGUGACCACGAACAAACAGCUGAUAGACUGUAAAAGGCAAGCUGAUUGGCUGAAAGACUGGAUUCAGCUAGAUUACUGGCAGACUGGCUGGUUCUCUAUUUUUUUGUUUUUGUUUUUUUCUUCCUUACUGACUGGUUCAGAGGAGAGAGAAGUGUGUUUCCGAGGAUAUACAGAAGAAAGGAGAACAAAGGAUGGGAAGUAACGAGACUGUCGGACCACACGUACACAAAACAUACACUUGUACAAACACGCUGCACAUUUUCUCAAGUUCAUCAUAAAGAGACUUCAUGGACAUAAAGAUGCAGCUCUUGCACAUACUCUAUAAAGUUUUUAUUCCCUAGGGUCAAAGGCAGUAUACCAUGAGCGGCUUGGUCUAUUUCCUGCAACGGAUUGGGCUUGGUGUACUACUCAGACACAUUCACCCUCAGAGGAAAAACCUCACAACCACCAGAAUAGGAAGUUGAAAAAGAUGUUUAUGUGAAAAUUAUGCUUUUCCUGUUUUAAUUUCUAACUAAAAAAGACUGUCUACAGUUUGGAACCUGUGUUUUUUUUUUCUUUUUCCUUUUUUUUUUUUGAGUUCCAAAAGUUUGUGUUUUGUAGCUUGAAGUGUGUUCCUCAAAAUGUAUUUUUUUUAACUUGUAUUUUUAAUUUUCCCGUUUUUUGUUUUUUUUCCCUCUUUCUCUCUGGGUUGGAGGAUGGAAAGUCGGAUAACUCCAUUAAAAAAACAACCAAACAAAAUAAAA
Molecule: messenger RNA, 3525 nt
Organism: Epinephelus lanceolatus (giant grouper)
Lineage: Eukaryota; Metazoa; Chordata; Actinopteri; Perciformes; Serranidae
Product: casein kinase I-like
Biological process (GO): protein phosphorylation
Molecular function (GO): protein serine/threonine kinase activity; ATP binding
Source: RefSeq, a predicted model, not a curated record